This is a messenger RNA of Cynocephalus volans (Philippine flying lemur), 4102 nucleotides long. It is a transcript of the gene TGS1, whose product is annotated as trimethylguanosine synthase 1. Gene Ontology annotation, cellular component: nucleus. Gene Ontology annotation, biological process: 7-methylguanosine cap hypermethylation; 7-methylguanosine RNA capping. Lineage: Eukaryota; Metazoa; Chordata; Mammalia; Dermoptera; Cynocephalidae. The transcript is spliced from 13 exons. Bases 174 to 2720 code for a protein of 848 amino acids. Gene Ontology annotation, molecular function: RNA cap trimethylguanosine synthase activity. The record is from RefSeq and is a predicted model, not a curated record.
ACUUCCGGUGGCGGCGCCCCUACUCGCUCCCGGCUGGAGCGGCCUGCGGCCGGUUCCUAACCUCUCACCUCCCGGCCCGUCAGCGAGGGCUUCUUUCGGUCUCCAGUAACGGAGCAGUGCCUGGGACGCCCGGCUCGGUCAGUGUAGGGUAGGGCCGCCUCCGAGGUGGGAAAAUGUGCUGCGAGAAGUGGAGCCGCGUGGCCGAACUGAUUCUCUUCGUUGAAGACCGGGAGGAGGAGAAGAUCCUCUGCCUCUGCUCCAGGGCGUUUGUGGAGGAUCGAAAAUUGUGCAACUUGGGAUUAAAAGGCUACUAUGUCAAAGGCAAUGGCAACAGUGCAGGAGACCAAGCUAUAGAAGAGGAGGAAGUUGGUCAUUCCCAGGGUACUGCAGAAUCACGUGACAGCAAAGGCAUGGGCCUAGAUGAAAGUGAACUUGAUUCCGAGGCUGAACUCAUGAGAAGUAUGGGAUUGCCACUUCAGUUUGGUGGGAUAUCUGCACAUAAGAAUUUUGAGGUGUCUAUGAAUACCAGAAAUACAGUUAAAAUGAAAAAGAAAAAGAAAAAACAUCAAAAGAAGUACUUAGAUGAAAUUAUGCGAGAAUCUUGGAGAAAUGAAUAUGAAGAAGAUGACAUUUUAGCUUCAGAUGAUCCAUCUUCACUUGAACAGUAUGAGAACACCAGAGCAUGUAAACUUCAAGGCAAAAAAGACAUUGAAACAGAAGAUCUUCCUGUUGAAAAUACAUUAUCUCCAAAGCUAGAAAUUACAGAAAAAUGGGAGAAGUAUUGGAAUGAAUAUGGAGGAGGUCUGUUAUGGCAAAGCUGGCAAGAAAAACAUCCAGAUGAAACACUGCCUUAUGAGCCUUGGAACUUUCCUGAUACAAAAGAAGAAUGGGAAGAACAUUAUAGUCAGCUUUAUUGGUAUUAUUUGGAACAGUUUCAGUAUUGGGAAGCUCAGGGUUGGACUUUCGAUGCCUCACAAAGCUGUGAUACAGAUACCUAUGCAUCUAAAACAGAAGUUGACAAGGAAGAUGAAAUUUGUAUCAAAGUCAGCUUAGUGUCUUUUCCAUCUUCACCUAUUAGAGUUGAUAACAAAAAUUCUGGUUCAAGUGAUAAGGAUCUUAAUGAAAUACUUGAUGGAAUUAGUAAUAUAACUUUGAAUUCAGAGGAAGUAGAACAGAGCCAGGUAGAUUCCUCUGUAGGCUGUGAUGGUCAUCAGCAGCUAAGCGAAGUUAGCGGCAGGAGAGAGUGCCCUGCUUCUGGCCAAAGUGAACCAUGCAAUGGAGGAACCAAAGAAAGCAACUUAUCUGGGAAUGGAAGCACAGACCAAUCAGCUCAGGAUUCACAGGAGUCUUCAGGAGCAAACACAGGCAAAGACAGAUCACACACCAAUGGUAUUGAUAGAGAUGAGAGUGAAGAAGAUCCUCCUGAACAAAAGCCAAGCAAACUUAAGAGGAGCCAUGAACUGGACAUUGAUGAAGACCCAGAUUCAGCCUUUGGUUCACUUCUAGGAUUCAAGCAUGGCUCAGGACAAAAAUAUGGUGGAAUUCCAAAUUUCAGUCGUCGGCAGAUCAGGUAUCUAGAGAAGAAUGUGAAGCAUAAGUCUAAGUACCUGGACAUGCGCAGACAAAUAAAAGUGAAAAACAAACACAUCUUCUUUACCGAAGACUCAGGAAAACCAUUUUUCAAAAAGAACAAAGCUCUGAGUAGGGUAGAAAAAUUCCUAAAAUGGGUUAAUGAGCCAGUAGAUGAAGAAGCAUCACAGGAAUCAUUUUCUCAAGACAAUGUGCAAGACACCUGCACAAGCAGUGAUUCAGAGGAACAGGACAUGUCUGUUAAAAUAGAUGAUGACCAAGUGGAGACUAGUAAUCUGGAACCUGAAAAGUGUCAGACAACAUCUUCAGCUGGCGAGCUGGAAACAGAAAAAAAUGAAGACAGCUUGGUAGCAACUGCUGUAGAUAAGCAGAAUUGUGUUACUCGAGAUAUAACAGGCUCUCUUCAGGUAGAAACUGAAGCUGAAAUACAAAAGAAGAAGAAGAAAAACAACAAAAAGGUAAAUGGUCUGCCUCCUGAGAUAGCUGCUGUUCCUGAACUGGCAAAAUACUGGGCCCAGAGAUACAGGCUUUUCUCACGUUUUGAUGAUGGUAUUAAAUUGGACAGAGAGGGCUGGUUUUCAGUUACACCUGAGAAGAUCGCUGAACACAUUGCUGGCCGUGUCAGUCAGUCCUUCAAGUGUGACAUUAUAGUAGAUGCAUUCUGUGGUGUUGGAGGGAACAGCAUUCAGUUUGCCUUAACAGGAAAGAGAGUAAUCGCCAUUGAUAUAGAUCCUGUUAAGAUUGAUCUUGCUCGUAAUAAUGCAGAAGUUUAUGGGAUAGCAGAUAAGAUAGAGUUCAUCUGUGGAGAUUUCCUGCUGCUGGCUUCUUGUUUGAAAGCUGAUGUUGUGUUCCUCAGCCCACCUUGGGGAGGGCCAGACUAUGCCACCGCAGAGACCUUUGAUAUUAGGACAAUGAUGUCUCCUGAUGGCUUUGAAAUUUUCAGACUUUCCCAGAAGAUCACUAAUAAUAUCGUUUAUUUUCUCCCGAGAAACACUGAUAUUGACCAGGUGGCAUCCUUAGCAGGGCCCGGAGGGCAAGUAGAAAUAGAACAGAACUUUCUUAACAAUAAAUUGAAGACAAUCACUGCUUAUUUUGGUGACCUGAUCCGAAGACCAGCCUCGGGAACCUAACUGAGGCAGUACAAGGACCAAAAAGAUCAGGUAGUGGUCAGAACGUUAUUCAGACGAGACACUUGGAAUGUCUUCCUGUAUUCAGUGGUAUUUUGUACCCAUAAUCUUAUAUCACCAUAUGAAAUGGAAACUCACAGAAGUUUAAUGACUGUUAAUGAAGUGCUUUGAGAUCUUUGGAUAAUAUUAACUGUGUAUAUUGUACAUUAGGAUAGUAAGUGUCUGAUAUGGAAAGGGUAGGCUUGCCUUGUGCUUAAUUCCAAUGUGUGUAGGAUAUGUAUGUGUAUUUUUUUAAUUUUGUAUGUUUUGGUUUAAUAUUUUUGUGUGUAUGUAUAUGUGUGUAUAAAAACAAUUAUUUUGUUUUCUUAAUGUAGAGAUACAAAGAACAAUGAAUGAGUUAUAUUCUAUCCACCCAUUUAAACCCUGCUGAAAUAAUGUUUUAUGUUGAAAGCUAAAAACCUGAACAGUACAGAAUGGUACAAAAUGAAAAGUAAAAGACUCCUAGCCCCUACCCCACCUUUUUUUCUUCUAUCUAAAGAUAACCACAGCUGACAGUGUUUCAUAAAUCCUUUGAAGGACAGAAAGGAAUUGCAGUAUACCCUAAUACACUUUUUUUCUCAUUGAUGCACUGUUCGGUAUCCCCCCUUUUUUUUUAAACUUAAUGUAUCUUUUUAAAAAGUGUAUACUUUUUUUACUAGUGUGUCUUGAAGAUUUUCCAUGUCAGUACAUACAUAUAGAUCUACCUCGUUCCUUUUAAUGGCCAUCUUGUAUUCCAUCUACUGGAUAUGCCGUAAUUAAUUUAACCAGUUCCCUCUUGAUGGAUACUUGGCCUGUUUUCAGUUUUUUGCAAUUACCAAUUCUGUGCUGUCCUUAAAUAUAAUAUGUGUUUUUGAACAAGUAUACCCACAGGGUGAAUUUCUAGCAGAUUGCUGGGGUUUGUACAUUUUAAUUUUGAUAGAUCUGGUCAGAUUCCCUCAGUAAAGUUGGGCCCACUUAUACCCCCACCCGCAGUGACUCUGCUGCACAGGUCCCCACCCUCCCCCCAGCUUGGGGCAUCGUCAAGCAUUUUCACUGUUGCUGUCUCGUGGGUGAGGAAAAUGGCAUUUUAUUGUUUGUAUGCGUUUCCAUAAUUAUGAACAAGAUUUAAGUGUAUUUUCUUACAUUUUUUCCUUUUUAAAAUAGUUUUUCCCCUGUUUCUUUUUCAAUUUUUCCUUUGGAUUGUUACCCUUUUUUAUUAAUAUGUAUGAGCUCUUUGUAAAUUAAAGAGCCCUUUGUCUUUAGUAGGUUUUACACAUAUCUUUUUCCAGUUUGUAGUUCGCCUUUAGACUUACUCUGUUUUUGUCAUACAGAAGUUUUUAAUCUUUAUGUAGUCAGACCUACUAUUA